ACUAAUGGACUUUAGGCAGCAUGGUAUGGCAAGCGGGAUGGGUAUAAAGGUUCAUGGGGUCUCCCCAAUGUUGUGUUGAGGAUAUCAAGGCAUGCAAAACACCAAGCAAUUCUCACCAUCGUCGCUGGGUAUAUUAGUCCACUACCCAGUCACUCAUCACACUCUAUCUUGUCACACAUUUACUCUCACUCGAAAUAGCACUCACAAUGCCUACCAAAACAGCCACCCCUCAUGACAACGUCGACGACGUCGCCAUCAUCGGCGGCGGCAUCGCAGGCAUGGCCCUCGCCCUCGCCCUCAACGCGCACGCCAUCCCCGCCACAAUCUACGAGUCCCACGACGCGGUGCCGCUGCCCCCCCCCCCCCCCCCCCCCCCCCACCACCACGCGGGCGGCGGCAUGAUGCUCUGCCCCAACGCCCUGCGCAUCCUCGAAUCCCCGGGCGUCUACGAGCUGCUCUUCGACAAGGCGUACAGCUUCGACUACGUCUACUACAAGGACCGCGACGAAGUCACGGUCGACCGGUACGCUCUCGGCGGCAAGGCCGCGUUCGGGUACGAUGCCGUGCGGAUUUUCCGGCAGGAGUUGAUUGAGAUUCUCGCGGGGGCGUGUCGGGAGCGAGCGCGGGGUGGAGAGGCGGAGAGGCGGAGGGCUGGGGUACUUGUCGGCGCGGACGGGAUCCACUCGCGGGUGCGGAGCACUUACGUCGCGCCGGAGGCGAAGCCGGCGUUUGUGGGGCUCGCGGCGCUGACGUACGCGGUGCCGACGGCGCAGCUGCGGGUGCCGGAGGAUAAAGACUACACGUUCCCCGUCAGCGUGGCGAGUGGCAACGGGGUGUUUGUGCUGGCGCCGCAGGGGCGUGACGGCGGGGAGAUGUUGGCGGGGACGCAGGUGCCGUUUGAUGCCGAAAAGGCGAGUCUGCCGCGGGAGGCGCUGAUGGCGGAUAAGGAGGCGCUCAAGGCGCGGUUGAGGUUGAAUGAGGAGGCGUGGCCUGGAUUGGUGCGGUCUGCGCUCGAGGGGAUCCGGGACGAGACGAUGAAUGUGUGGCCGUUUUUCAUGUUGCCUGCGCUGGAGAGGUGGGCUUCGCGGGAUGGCGGGGGAAGGGUUUUAGUGUUGGGGGAUGCGGCGCAUGCGAUUCCGCCUACGACGGGGCAGGGAGCUUCUAUGGCGUUGGAGGAUGCGGCUUCGCUUGCGCUGGUGAUUGGGUGGGAGGAAGGUGUGGAAUUCUGGCAGGGGAUUCGGAGGGAGAGGUUGGGGAGGUUGGUUGGGUUGACGAAGAUGUUGAACAAUAAGAGGCUUCCGAGCGAUGAGAUGGCAAAGUUGCCGAGAGAGGAGGUUUGGUUUGAGGAGGGGGAGGGGGAGGGGGAGGGGCAGAUGAGUUGGUUGUAUGUGCCCGAGAUUGAGAAGCGGGUUGAAGAGUGGGUGGAGAGGAAGUUGCAGUGAUUUAUGAUGCUUUGAGUUGUGAGGUGUGUAAUAUCUCGGAAGAGACAUAUAUAGGCCAAUGGUUAAAUUGGAGUUCACGGGUUCACAAUGCUGAGUUCCUCACACAUCAUGAGCAUUAACAGCGUUACAAUAAUUGAACCGCAAGACCAUGACAUCUGC
Messenger RNA from Colletotrichum phormii, 1601 nucleotides. RefSeq lists its product as uncharacterized. The record is from RefSeq and is a predicted model, not a curated record. The transcript is spliced from 3 exons. NCBI's taxonomy places the organism in Eukaryota, Fungi, Ascomycota, Sordariomycetes, Glomerellales, Glomerellaceae. Gene Ontology annotation, molecular function: monooxygenase activity; FAD binding. The coding region runs from base 207 to 1442 and encodes 411 amino acids.